CGGUUGUCAAGGAGCUCCAGGACUUAAUUGAAAGCACUACGGAGCUUCGAAUGCUGGCCUCAGCUAUGUUUGAUGAGGUUCCCAAUAAACCUCCUUAUGAUGAGGACCCGAUGGGGACUAAGCAGAUUCAAGAUUAUCCACAGAUGCUUGAAGUGAUGACCGAAAUCAUAACCAGCGUUGCUCCAGAAUGGAAUCAGACUGGAUACGAAGUUGGCUUGAUUGGCUUCCCGUUCAACGCCAUCCUAGAUUGGCCCAUGGGUACCCCUAGUGGGUAUGCAUUCUUCCUCAAACCAAAUGUGAACAAUAAGUUCAAGAAUAUCCUUAACAGAUGGAAGAAGGAUAUCCUUGAGACAGAAAUUUCUAGGGAUUUGGUUCUCACUAAGGAGCCCAAUGGGUGGUUCUGUGAAGAGGCACUGAAGCAGCUUACGGACGAUAGCAACCCCACGACUGUGAAGCGUAAGCCAUUCGAUGAACUCUUUGAAUGCGACCCGAAUGACCCUCACUACGGAUUUGCUUCAUGGGAUGCCUUCUUCACCAGACGCUUCAGAAAUAUUGAUGAGGAUCGACCUGUUGGGGAAGAGAAUGAUGGAAAUUGGGUGGUGGCCUCGUGCGAGUCUAAACCGUUCUCUCUACAGAAAAACGUUAAAAAGCUCGACAGCUUUUGGUUGAAAGGACAACCGUACUCGGUGGCUGACAUGGUGGGGCCAAACGUCUCAGAGGAUACUGUGAACAGCUUCGUCGGCGGUACCGUCUAUCAGGCCUUCCUUAGUGCUACCUCCUACCAUCGCUGGCACUCGCCGGUGAAAGGAAAGGUCGUAUAUGCUAAAGUCAUCGAUGGGACAUUAUUCUCUGAGCAGCCGAUUAAUGGUUUCUAUAAUCCCGAUGACGAUCCAAACCACAAGCCCGACCCUGCCGGACCGGACCGGUCCCAAGGUUACAUUUCUCACAUUGCAACACGUGCCGUGUACCUCAUUGACACAGAAGGUCCUGCCGGGUUGGUGGGUGCUAUCUACAUAGGCAUGGCUGACGUAUCCACCUGUGAGAUCGACUAUAAAUUCCACAGAGUUGACGAACAGGUUGAAAGCAAGAAAGGAAUUGAAGUAGAGAAAGGAGAAGAACUUGGGAUGUUUCAUCACGGUGGUUCCACCCAUUGCCUUCUCUUCCAAAAAGACAUUGAUCUAACAUUUGUAUUUGAACCAUUCCCUCAAGAGACACAAGAGAACAUGCCACUUCGGAGCAAGUUGGCUAAAGUUGGGCAGUGAAUAUUACAAGGAGGUUAACGAAAAAAAAGAAGAGACUGCCCGGACGUUGGUUGCCACAUAUAUGGCAGGCGCAGACUGCCAUGUAAAUUAGUAAACUUAGUUUAGUUUAAC
This is a messenger RNA of Daldinia vernicosa, 1373 nucleotides long. Its product is annotated as Phophatidylserine decarboxylase-domain-containing protein. NCBI's taxonomy places the organism in Eukaryota, Fungi, Ascomycota, Sordariomycetes, Xylariales, Hypoxylaceae. The transcript has a single exon. The record is from RefSeq and is a predicted model, not a curated record. Gene Ontology annotation, molecular function: phosphatidylserine decarboxylase activity. Gene Ontology annotation, biological process: phosphatidylethanolamine biosynthetic process. Bases 51 to 1262 code for a protein of 403 amino acids. Gene Ontology annotation, cellular component: mitochondrion.